Hyaena hyaena (striped hyena) is the source of this 2612-nucleotide messenger RNA. RefSeq names its product ANTXR like (gene ANTXRL). The transcript is spliced from 17 exons. Lineage: Eukaryota; Metazoa; Chordata; Mammalia; Carnivora; Hyaenidae. Gene Ontology annotation, cellular component: membrane. Gene Ontology annotation, molecular function: signaling receptor activity. The record is from RefSeq and is a predicted model, not a curated record.
GGGCCAGGAGAUACUGGGCUCAUUGCCCCAGAGCCAACCGCUUGCCUCUUCUGCCCAAAGGGCAGGUAGCAGGUGGAGGCUUGAAGUGGGCCUUGGAAAAGUGCUGGAGGGAGCCAAGGCGGAGUCCCCGAAGGCAGCCGACCGAGGUGGCCGCGUGCAGCAGCUCCAGGAGGGCGGCCAGGAAAAUGGGGGGCCACGGCCUGGGCGUGCCAGGCCCCGCGCUGUUCCUGCUACUGGUGCUGCGGCCUCCGCUGAUGAAAGCCGGAAGUUUGCAGCACAGCGUCUGGGGCUCCAAAGACCUGCAUGGCCUCGCUCCGAGCAGGAGAACCCUCCACCACCACCUCCGUCCAGAUGGGGGAACCGUCCACCACUUCCGCGGCCACUAUUCCCAUAAGAGCCGAGUAAAAGAAACAUCGGAAUCCUGCCAGAGCGCAUAUGACCUUUACUUCAUCUUGGAUAAGUCAGGCAGUGUGAACAACAACUGGAUGGACAUUUACAACCUUGUGGAAGAUUUGGUCAAGAAGUUUGAAAACCCGAAAAUGCGGAUAUCCUUCAUCACCUACUCCACAGAGGGCCACACCAUCAUGAAACUCUCCUCAGAUAAAAAUGUAAUACGUGAUGGUCUUAGUAAACUUCGGAAUAUAGUGCCUACUGGAGCCACAAAUAUGCAUGAAGGAUUUAAAAAGGCAAAUGAGCAGAUUCGUGAAGCAAACUCUGGAGAAGAAAAAGUUUCCUCCAUGAUUAUCUCUCUGACCGAUGGAACACUGGAGCCAGCGGCCUUUGACGAGACUAAGUCCGAAGCUGCAAAGUCUCGGGAAAUGGGGUCAACUGUUUAAGCCAUUGGUGUAAAAGACUAUCAGAAAGACCAGCUAUUGGAAAUUGCAGACAGCCCGCAACACAUGAUUGGAGUGAACAAUGGAUUUAAGGAACUAAAAUACGUCGUAGAACCACUUUCAAGUAAGGCAUGUAUUGAAAUUACAGACGUGGAGCCUUCCAGUUUUUGUGCAGGAGAAGACUAUGAAGUGAUGAUUACUGGAAAAGGAUUUAAUAAUGCACCAAACAAGGAGGAAGUUAUUUGUAGGUUCCGCUUCGGCACUAAUAAAUUCUUUGAUAAAAAAGUCAGCGCUGUGGAUGAUAACACCAUAACAUGCCCAGGAGUAAGGGUAGAAAAACCAGACGAGUUGAUCCACGUGGAAAUUAGCCUGAAUAAUGCCAAGAGCUUCAUUAAGAGUGAUGCUAACAUUACCACCAAGGACUGUGUGAGUGCUAGGAAUGGGGCACCCGAAGAGGGAGGUCCCUCUCCGUCUCCUCCUCCUCCAGAAAACACACCUCCAUCAUUAUUCCCACCAAUCCCAUCUUUAUACUUGAUUGGGCUCCUCCCAGCUGGGCUUCUAUUCCUGUGUCUUUUCUGCUGCCUCUGCCGAUGCUGCUGCAACAAGCCCUGCAGGCCGCCGCCAAUGCCGAAAAUAAUAUUGGCUCCAGUGAGGGAAUGCGUACAGCCCUGCCCGAUGGUUGCCCCUUGUAGGUGCCGAGGACGCAGGAUUAGACGGAUAGAGGGCAAACUGGAUACCUUGUGUGACUUUGUUCAAAGCUGCAACCAGGCGCCACUGAUGUGGUAUCAGCCCAGGUACAAGAGGCGCUUCAACUUUGCCCGAUUGAAGCCGCCCUGCAUGAAGUAUCCCUGUGCUUCAAAGAUCUGCCUUCCACCCUGUGCCCCAAAGAUCUGCCUUCCACCCUGCGCCCCAAAGAUCUGCCUUUCAACCUGUGCCCCAAACAUCUGCCUUCCCGCCAGCCGGGAGUGCUUCCCCAUCAGCAGCUGCUACUCAUGCUACCAAUACCCGUCACGCAAGUGCUCCCGGCUUCCCUCCAGGAUGCUGCCACUGAUGGCCCCCUCUGCCCGGGCACUCUGCGGAACCACUUUGUCACUCCCACCCCCAUAACCCAGCCUCCAACGCACCAAAACCCCAAGGUUAUUAAGAGCCCGUUUUGCACUGAAUCAGACAUACGUAUUGAGUCUUGGUUUACAAUCAAAAGGAGUUGGAAUUAGUUGCUUAUCAGCAAGAGAAUUUGUUACCUGGUAGGUUCGCUCCACUGGAUGAGACAUAUCUAUGCUGCUUCCAUCCAGGACAAAGCACACCGGUGCCCUGUGGAUGCAGACAGGGACAUGACCCAGUCCCCACAGCCUGCUCUUCAUCUGUCACGAAGGGCUGGGACACCUGGGAUUGUAGCCAAAUUCCGCUCUUUGCAAAAAGCCCAACAUGUCUUUGAAAUAGGAAUCCAAUCCUGCAUCUCCUUCCCUAAUUUUGUGUAGAGAGAAAGACUUGAGUUUCUCACCCUCCUUCACUCCACGUUCUUGGUUUUAUUUUUUUCACUACCCACACUCCGAAUGUGUCCUAGAAGGAGACAAACCCCCCUCAAGUUCAGCAGCUGCCAAGGGCAACUUCUCUUUCCAGACACCCCUGACUGUAUCCUAGGCCCAGAAGCAUUUUAGAGAAUCCCCUCUGUUUCCCUAGACAAUGUAAACCUCCCCUGUUUGUCAUUUGCCAUUUGCAAGACCACAACCAGUUAUCUCCAACCUAUGUUGAAGUAAAUUAAAGGACUCUGCACCCUCA